Messenger RNA from Exophiala aquamarina CBS 119918, 1179 nucleotides. RefSeq lists its product as uncharacterized. Lineage: Eukaryota; Fungi; Ascomycota; Eurotiomycetes; Chaetothyriales; Herpotrichiellaceae. Gene Ontology annotation, molecular function: SNAP receptor activity. The transcript has a single exon. Gene Ontology annotation, biological process: retrograde vesicle-mediated transport, Golgi to endoplasmic reticulum. The coding region runs from base 1 to 1179 and encodes 392 amino acids. The record is from RefSeq and is a predicted model, not a curated record. Gene Ontology annotation, cellular component: SNARE complex; endoplasmic reticulum.
AUGACUUCCUCGCUAUCACAACGCUUGCAAGCGCUUGCCGAUGCCUUGAAAGAGACCCUAGGUGUGAUACAGGAGUUGAAGACCUUCUCCGCAGGCGAUGGAAACACGGAUGAACGACGACUGGAACUUGCGACAGAUAUCCAUGAAAGAUUGAGAGAACACGAAGACACUCUUGAGAUAUUAGGACAAGAGGUCCAAGACGACAAUAUUCCUACCAAGAAAAGAAACAUUCCAUCUUCGCGACCUGAUCGAGAAAAUGAGCACGAGCGCAAUGCAGACCACCUCGUCCGCUUGCAGGAGGAUUUGAAAUCUGCACGGGCAAACUUUAGAAGAGCGCAGCUACAGGCGAAGCGAGAGUCUGAAAAUCUCAAACGGCAGAACCGCGAGCUAUUAUUCACUGGUCGCAAAGACUCAGCGGACCAAGGAAACUUAAGAAGGACGGGGAAGCAUGAAAAGUUGACCCAGGACGAGAUAGCACUGCGGUCCGCAGAUGAUGUGACGCAAGCGUUAAGGAGGAUACAUAAUCAAUUGGAGGGCGAAUUGGCGCAGUCCCAAUUCGCGCAGCAGACGUUGAAUGAAAGUCAAGACGCAAUGGCCGGGCUGUCCGAGAGCUAUACUGGCACCACAGACUUGUUGAAAUCGUCCAGAGGUCUAGUCAGUCAGCUAGUCCGUAGUAGCAAGUCGGAUAGUUGGUACCUGCGCUCAGCCUGGUGGAUGUUGAUCCUCACAAUUGCCUGGCUGUUUUACAGAAGGAUUCUGUAUGGACCCAGUUUGUUGCUGAUCUACUACCCGUUCCGCAUGCUAUGGUUUACACUGGGCAGCAUUGGCACAAUCAUUCUCGGAAAUUCUUCAACUGAGCUCGGAAAUCGCGGACCGCUAAAGCCUUCGCUUUCGGUCUCAAUGCCUGCGAUUGGAAUUCCCAGACAGCGUUCUGUACGCCCACCCAUGAGUAUGGAGCUUCCGGCUAAAGGAGAUGGCUGGCACAGGCAUCCUGAGCAGCACAGAGAGCAGACUGAGAGUAUUGUCGAAGAGAUUGAGCGUAUCACAGGUCAAUCUUCCUCCGGCCCCGAGGAAUCUGAGCAAGGAAUGCAGGAGAGUCAGGACUCCGGCCGGAAUACCUUGAAGAGAAUGAUGGAGGUAGAAGUUGAACCUUCAGGUAGAUCCAGGGAUGAGCUAUGA